Plasmopara halstedii is the source of this 462-nucleotide messenger RNA. RefSeq lists its product as uncharacterized. The record is from RefSeq and is a predicted model, not a curated record. NCBI's taxonomy places the organism in Eukaryota, Oomycota, Peronosporomycetes, Peronosporales, Peronosporaceae. The coding region runs from base 1 to 462 and encodes 153 amino acids. The transcript has 2 exons.
AUGCGGUGGCAUGCAAUGUCCAAGUGGUGGAAACAAAGCUGCACCUGGUGGCAUCACGUCAAGUGGUCUGUUACAUAUGAGGCACUCUCAGUUGGAGACAAGUAUGAGCUGCUGCUUCAACAGCAGAUUUGGCUUCAUACUGACCGUCAACUCCAGUAUAUGAAGCCAACCAAGUCCCCUCAAGCAGGUACCAACUGUAGACCGAUUGGCAUGAUUCCAGAACCAGAUAGGGGUUUUCGCAAGCACGUGGCACAGCGGUUCCGCCUCCGCUUCCCCGAAAGUGUACACCCAGGCUGUGAUGUUGAAAAGACUCUACAAGGAGCUUACGCAAGUGGUGACACGCGUGUGUCCGACUCGUACACAUCCACCUGGCGCGGCCGUGCCGAGGUCAUUACACUUUGGUGUUGCUACCUCGACUCGGUCGUUCAUCAUCCCCAAUAUUCCCAGAAAAUUCCUGCUUAG